AUGACGUUUUCUGUAUUGAACUUGCAGAGCCCAUUUCCCAACUCAUCAGGGAUGCCCUGGUCUUUUCAUAACUUGAUCGAAUUAGAAGUGAAAUGGAAUUUUGUUAAAAAGAUUAUUCCGUCCAGUGAGUUGCUGCAACUGCAAAAGCUUGAAAAGAUUCAUGUCAAGCACUGUGAUUGGGCAAUUGAGGUAGUUGAGGCAUUGGAAGAAGCAGGGAGAAAUAGAAAUAGUAUUAGUGGACAUGGUUUUGAUGAACCAUCACAAACUACUACUAUUGUCAGACUGUCAAACUUAACACAAGUGAAGUUAGAUAAUCUAGGUAGUCUGAGGAAUAUAUGGAAGAGCAAUCAGUGGACAACAUUUGAGUUUCCAAACCUAACAACACUUUAUAUAUAUAAAUGUGAUAGAUUACGACAUGUUUUUAGUGGUUCCAUGGUUGGUAGUCUAUUGCAACUCCAAGAGCUACAUAUAACCGACUGUGACCUUUUGGUGGAUGUAAUUGUGAAAGAUGCAAGUGGUGUUGUAGAAGAGGAAUCUGAUGGCAAGUCGAAUGAGAUACUUGUGUUACCUCAUCUAAAGUCCUUAUCUCUUUAUUAUCUUCGAUGUUUUCAGGGGUUUAGCUUGGGGAAGGAGGAUUUUUCAUUCCCAUUAUUGGAUACAUUGGUAAUCAAGGAAUGUCCAACAAUACGGACUUUCACCAAGGGAAAUUUAGCUACUCCAAAGCUAAAAGAAAUAGAAACAAGAUUUGGCUCGUUUUAUGCAGGGGAAGACAUCAACUCCUUUAUAAAGAUCAAACAAAAGGAAUUCUCAGACAACUGGGACUAUGAUUAA
Lactuca sativa (garden lettuce) is the source of this 831-nucleotide messenger RNA. RefSeq lists its product as uncharacterized. NCBI's taxonomy places the organism in Eukaryota, Viridiplantae, Streptophyta, Magnoliopsida, Asterales, Asteraceae. The record is from RefSeq and is a predicted model, not a curated record.